This is a messenger RNA of Dibothriocephalus latus, 630 nucleotides long. The record is from the annotation of a GenBank genome assembly. NCBI's taxonomy places the organism in Eukaryota, Metazoa, Platyhelminthes, Cestoda, Diphyllobothriidea, Diphyllobothriidae.
AUGUCCGACUCGCAGGCCCAAUUUUUUGAAGACGAACUUCCCCUGAUCCGCAGCUGCCGAGCCCUAAAUGAGCUUCGCCUAGCUGAAGAGCUUACAGAUCUUACCAUCGAGGUAAAUCAACCUACUGCAACUGUUCUCAAAACAGCUCUCGUUGUCGAGGCCCUGGUAGUGGGUUCAGAGGAAGAUAUAUUUUGCGCCAUUUCACGAUGGGCCAGCAACUGUAACGAGUUUGGAGAUAAGAAGAUGAACGAGGACCUGCCGAUGAUGUUGAAGGAAAUUCAGUGGGACCAAACGAGUGCACAGUUCCGUGGACGCCUACUGGACUCUCACUUCAUAUUCCAGAACAGCACAGAAUCGAGCAUAUUCGUAGUUGGAGGAUCGUCCGCUCAGCAGCAGGGUAUAACAUCUGUGCAAGAGUUCACUGUGCGAGAACGGCGUUGGCGAACACGAGCACCCCUCGCCUGCCGACGCCAAGAGCAUGCAGCCGCAGUUGUGCGCGUUGCUGCUGCCGAUGGCAAGGAGGGUGGCGAAAAAUCGUUAAUUGCCAUUGUUGGCGGAUGCUUUCAAGAAGGGGACACCUGGACACAACUCGCCUCUUGUGAGUUGUACGACGUCAACCAGAACAGGUGA